CUUGAUCCACGAUGCUUCUAUUGUUGUGUUAACAUAAAGGAAGGAGGCACGCGCCUAAAGAAACCUGUUGGAAGCAGGUUUGGGAUUUUUAGCGUUUCCUCUUUUAAAAUCUCUCUAAAUCUCCUCCUUCCUCACGCAUCUUCUCUCCUUUCCCUCUGAGCUUAGAGGCACUUUUAUGGCAUUGGAGCACUUGUGCAGCAACCUCUGUUUCCUUGUAUUAGGGAAACAACUAGAGCUUCUCCUCCUCAACAUUGGUUUGCCUGUUCUUUCUUCUCUCCUCAUUAACAGGACACCCUAAACCAGUCUGGUGAAGCUUUUUUUUAAAAGAAAAAUAUGGUUUCCUCUGAGUGUCCUGUUGCCAACAAAAACCUAACCGGGAAACGCAUGUUUCUAACCAUCACCCCACCACAAGCUGUCUUGAAAGAAAGCCUCGAGCUCGACUUCUCUGACGUCUUUGGUCCACUCCCCGAAGACCACCCCACCGACGUUGCAGCUUUCGACGAGGGACCUGCUGUUAUCCACAGCCGAUCCCACUCCUUGGUUGGCCCGUCUCUGAUCAACAGUCAUUCUUUCAAGCUCAGUAGCAAGCUCACCUUGGAAUGUCUCGAAGGUGAAUCCUCUUGUAACGAAGACACCGAGACCGAGAAACCUAAGAAGGUCUCGGGUGGUGUAGGCAUCGAGGACUUUGAGGUUUUGAAGGUUGUGGGACAAGGCGCGUUCGGGAAAGUGUACCAGGUGAGGAAGAAGGAGACUUGCGAGAUUUACGCCAUGAAGGUCAUGAGGAAAGACAAGAUCAUGGAGAAGAAUCACGCCGAGUACAUGAAAGCCGAACGCGACAUUCUCACCAAGAUUGAUCAUCCUUUCAUCGUUCAGCUCAAGUACUCCUUUCAGACCAAGUACAGGCUCUACCUUGUGCUCGACUUUAUAAACGGAGGGCAUCUUUUCUUCCAGCUCUACCAUCAAGGGAUUUUCAGAGAGGAGUUGGCUCGUGUGUACACUGCGGAGAUCGUCUCUGCGGUCUCCCAUCUCCAUGAGAAUGGGAUUAUGCAUAGGGAUCUGAAGCCUGAGAACAUACUCAUGGACACAGAUGGGCAUGUGAUGCUGACAGAUUUUGGUUUGGCUAAGGAGUUUGAUGAGAACAAAAGAUCGAACUCCAUGUGUGGGACUACCGAGUAUAUGGCACCUGAGAUCGUUAGAGGCAAAGGACAUGAUAAGGCUGCUGACUGGUGGAGUGUUGGGAUUCUUCUCUAUGAGAUGCUCACUGGAAAGCCACCGUUUCUUGGGAGCAAAGGAAAGAUACAGCAGAAAAUAGUGAAGGACAAGAUUAAACUUCCACCGUUUCUGUCAAAUGAAGCUCAUGCGUUGCUGAAAGGACUGCUGCAAAAAGAGCCAGAGAGGCGACUAGGGAGUGGACCGAGGGGAGCAGAGGAGAUUAAGGGACACAAAUGGUUCAAGGGGAUGAACUGGAAGAAGGUGGAGGCGAGAGAAGUGAAGCCGAGUUUCAAGCCGGAGGUGUCGGGAAGGCAAUGCAUAGCGAAUUUCGACAAGUGUUGGACUGAUAUGUCAGUGUUGGAUUCGCCAGCAAGCAGUCCAAGCUCGGAUCCUGAGGCCAAUCCUUUCACCAACUUCACGUACGUCAGGCCUCCUCAUUCGUUCCUCAACCAAACCACAUCGACUUUGUAGAGGAACUAUAUGUUAUUAAAUGGGGGUUUAUGAAAAUACAUGAUUUGAUGUUGAUAAAAUAUACAAAAUCUGAUGUUGUGUUAUUUCUUCUCAUGCUUGUCAAAACCAGUGUGGUCGUUUCUUUCUCAACAUGUACAUUCGCUUUUACCUUUUUAAGAAAAUGUUUAAUAUCAAA
Raphanus sativus (radish) is the source of this 1858-nucleotide messenger RNA. Its product is annotated as serine/threonine-protein kinase AtPK2/AtPK19. The record is from RefSeq and is a predicted model, not a curated record. Gene Ontology annotation, molecular function: protein serine/threonine kinase activity; ATP binding. Lineage: Eukaryota; Viridiplantae; Streptophyta; Magnoliopsida; Brassicales; Brassicaceae. Gene Ontology annotation, biological process: protein phosphorylation. The coding region runs from base 334 to 1683 and encodes 449 amino acids. The transcript has 4 exons.